CUAAAUCUUGCUGAGCGUAUCUUCAUUUUUCUUCUGGAGGGACUCAUUAUAUCUGGCGAAGUGAUGGGAAUUCUUAUGGCUAGUGAAGGUCUCUUUGUGCCCUCUUGCUUUGUACACGCUCAGGAUACAUGUAUUACAACAUUUUUCGAGCAAAAUGGCUACGUUGAAUGGGGUUUUAUUAAGCGACUCGGUAUAAGUGAUCCCGGAUUAUAUCUGCGAUCCAAAUUUAAGGAGGCUUCACACUCUGGAGGUAUUAGCAUCAGUGAAUCUUUAUUUCUUCAAAUAAAGGCUGCUAUUGAUGAGGCUAUAUCUGAUUCCUCUUGGGUUGAUCUGAACUUUUACCUACCAGUCAGUGUUAAUCAGAAAGAAAUCGAAGCUAUGAUGGCACCAUUUAUCAAGGGAAAGCCUGCAUGCUUUCUGCAGAAUGCAAUGUAUGUCGUUAGUAAUGACUUUAGAAAAAACUGCUUCUCCAAACUUGAACUAAUCAUUAUGAACAAAGCAGAAGAGGAGGCUCUCCGCAUAGAGUCUCCCCAGUCAGUCGUCGCUUCUGAAACGCCGGUCGUCAGCGAGCAGGAUGAACAAUGCAACUCUCUAACUAAGGUAUCCAAAGCUGCAUGCGGGUUCGAGGUGGGUGCCAGCGAAGUCAAAACUGAAAAUACAAAAAGGAAGUAUGUUGUAAACCAAAAAGAAAAUAUAGGUGAAAAAAGAGAAGAAGGAUUAAUCGAAAGAUUUACGGACCAGGAUUCUAUAAUGUCCGUGCCCCUCACCACGGAUCCCGUAUCAGCUUUUUCAGAUGAUUUCCAUUUCGUCCUCUCAGAUAACCCUGUUUCCGAGCUACCCUCAGAACUUAUCGAUGGGAUAUUGCUAUUGCUCUCUGAGGAUAUUAAUAAGCUUUACUCUGAUUACAUCAUCGCAGCCUUGGCUCGUAUGGCAAAUGUUGCCAUCAAGAAGACAGAUUAUACUCUAGUUAAAACUCUCCUCAAAAACACUAUAAUGGACAUCCAGCUAUUUGAACGUGGAAUAUUAGCCAUUGACUCAGAUUCAUUGCGACCAAAACUACUCAAACAUCUGAUGCAUGAAUACGCCUCCCUAUUUAUCAACUGUAUUUGUCAUCUUAUAGCUAUAAAUGAGGAUCUUCAGUGGCCAAAUGCUAGCAGCUCAGACAUUUUUGGCUACAAUCUUUCUGAGAGACGAUUAUGUCCUUGGAAGAAUAAAGAAUAUGAAACUUUAGAUAAAGAUCAAAUCACUUGUCCAUCAUUUUUUAUUAAUCCGGUAUGUUACGCUUAA
This is a messenger RNA of Protopolystoma xenopodis, 1287 nucleotides long. NCBI's taxonomy places the organism in Eukaryota, Metazoa, Platyhelminthes, Monogenea, Polystomatidea, Polystomatidae. The record is from the annotation of a GenBank genome assembly.